AACCACCAUGAUAAGAGAUAAGAACGUGUUAGGUUAGAUAAUAAAAUUAGAGCUAGCUAGGUUUAGGUUUAAAUUUUGAUUCAAUCUCUGUGCACUUAUUUAAGUUUCCAUGUCACCUAUACAUUGCAUUGCUGGAAGGUGUAAUUUUCCGAACAUCGUUUCCUCUAAUAUGCUUGCUUAUUGAUGAGAAGUUUCAAAUUGUCCAUCGGAGAAGGCGAUCAUACAUCAUGCAAGCCCUGAACAUCCUCAGAUCCGGAGUAGUAUCCCGAAGUUAUUCUUUUCUGGAAGCCUCCAGGGCGUGCUGGGAUAAUGAUGUCUUCCGCAGCUUCUCACGAAUUAACUCAGUUCUAAUGUAUAAUGAAUAUAACUGGCAGAGAUUCUAUAAAGAACCCCGUCCGUAUAAAAGGCCUAGAACACCAACCAGAGAUUACAUGCCUAGGGCAAAUGAGCAAAAACGUUUGGUUACACAUGGUUGGUUGGUGCGCAUGAUGACUCCAUCUGGACGAAGGACCAUCAUGAGGCGGAUUUUAAAAGGCAAACAUGUCCUAUCUCACUGAACUUAUUCAUAACUAGUGAUGCCCUCUUAUAAUAUUUAGUUUUUGUAUGUGUAUACUUGUAUUAUGAUUAAAUGUUUUAACAAACAA
This is a messenger RNA of Bemisia tabaci, 644 nucleotides long. RefSeq names its product mitochondrial ribosomal protein L34 (gene mRpL34). NCBI's taxonomy places the organism in Eukaryota, Metazoa, Arthropoda, Insecta, Hemiptera, Aleyrodidae. Gene Ontology annotation, cellular component: ribosome; mitochondrial large ribosomal subunit. The record is from RefSeq and is a predicted model, not a curated record. Gene Ontology annotation, biological process: translation. Gene Ontology annotation, molecular function: structural constituent of ribosome.